GAUAAGGUCAGAGGCAGGGAGAGAGGGGAAAGGCAGACCUUGUAGGACUUUGUGGGUUGCUAUAAGAAUUUAAUGGGUUAUUUCCUCUAGCCAAAUAUACAGAUGACCAAGAAAAAUAAGAGGUCAGAGAAGGGGAAAGAUAGUCCAGCCAAGGCAGGGAUAAAAAUAAGACAAGUGGUUGGAUGAAUAAUCAGUCAGGCUGUUUUUGGAGAAACUGUGCUAGACCCUGCUCAGCAGAGCUAAUUAUGUUGAUCUUUUAGCAAAUUUGCAUGUGGUGACUUGACUUUGAUAGCUUGAAAUUGGCCAUGGUGGGACUAUUUACAUCAUGAACAAUGGCAAAUGUUACAAAUCUAGGCGCUGAGCUGGUGUGAUUGCAUGCUGAUGAUGCUUCUGUCUAGAGUGGAGGAUGAGGAGGAGAAACUGCCUCAGACAUAUACCAAACUGCAGGAAGCCUGGGGAAUGACACAGCCUCCUAGACAGAAGCCUUUUGAAGGUUUGUAUUCUGGUCUUAGAAGAAAAAGAUUUCAGUAAUGCAAGAGAGUUUAAAGCCAUGGAGAAAGGCACAGGACAGAGAUCAUAGAUGAAAGAGUACAGGGAUACCAGGAGCCUGACAGUACAAAACAACUUGAGAGAGUAUUUUUCUAAAAGCUGCCAGUAAGUGCGUGGCUGCCUGGAUGCUCCUGGGAGAAUCUGGUUUUGCCUUGGCAAUCAGUUAGCUGCUCAGCUGCAAGCCCUUUCUUAUUCUCUUCAGCCAAGUGGAAACCCUGAAAGAACUGUGGUUUUGGAAACAAGCUGGAAUUCUUUCAAAUGUGUACCCUAGGAUACUUAAGAACUUAGAUUUAACUUCAUAGGGUGGUUUUCCAUAAAAAGCUCAUGUGCUCACAAGGUUAAAUUUCAGGAAAGUCCUCUGAUCCAACAUAAAGGCGGAGUGUAAAACGAAAACAAAAGUAGCCCGAGUUAGAAGAGUCAUUUGAUUUUUCCUCUCUGCACUCAAGACUGCUCCUCUCUGCCCACAGAAAACAGAUUGAGCCAUGGCUUUGGAGCAGAACCAACCAGUAGAUUACUACUAUGAGGAAAAUGAAAUGAACAGCACUCAUGACUACAGUCAGUAUGAAGUGAUCUGCAUAAAAGAAGAGGUCAGAAACUUUGCAAAAGUUUUCCUCCCUGCCUUCUUUGCAGUAGCUUUCAUCAUUGGACUUGCAGGCAACUCCGUAGUUGUGGCAAUUUAUGCCUAUUACAAGAAACAGAGAACCAAGUCAGAUGUGUACAUCCUGAAUUUGGGUGUGGCUGAUUUACUCCUUCUGUUCACUUUGCCUUUCUGGGCAGUUAAUGCUGCUCACGGGUGGGUCUUAGGGGAAAUGAUGUGCAAAAUAACUUCAGCGUUAUACACAAUAAACUUUGUCUCAGGAAUGCAGUUUCUGGCUUGUAUUAGCAUAGACAGAUAUUGGGCAGUAACUAAAGUCCCCAGCCAGUCAGGAGUAGGAAAACCUUGCUGGAUCAUUUGUUUCUGUGUUUGGAUGGCUGCCAUCUUGCUGAGUAUACCCCAGCUGGUUUUUUACACAGUAAAUGACAACAGCAGGUGCAUUCCCAUCUUUCCCCACCACCUAGGAACAUCAAUGAAAGCAUCCAUUCAAAUGCUGGAAAUCUGCAUCGGAUUUGUGGUUCCUUUUCUUUUUAUGGGGGUGUGCUACUUUAUUACAGCAAGGACACUCCUGAAGAUGCCCAAUAUUAAAAAAUCUCGACCCCUCAAAGUUCUGCUCACAGUGGUUAUAGUUUUCAUCGUCACCCAGCUACCUUAUAACAUUGUCAAGUUCUGCCGGGCCAUAGACAUCAUCUACUCCCUGAUCACUGACUGCGACAUGAGCAAACGCAUGGAUGUUGCCAUCCAAAUCACAGAGAGCAUCGCACUCUUUCACAGCUGCCUCAACCCAGUCCUGUAUGUGUUCAUGGGAGCCUCUUUUAAAAACUAUAUUAUGAAAGUGGCCAAGAAAUAUGGAUCCUGGAGAAGACAUAGACAAAAUGUGGAGGAGAUACCUUUUGAUUCAGAGGGUCCGACAGAGCCAACAAGUUCUUUUACCAUUUAAAUGUAAAACUGCUCUGUCUUUUGCUUGGAUGAUGCUUCUUCUUCAGGUAAAACAUCUGCAUUAAUCUGAAACUCAGAUAUCAAGCACUAUUUUUUUGUAAUUUAUCACAAAGAAGCUGCGAGGAGAGUGAGGACAGAAGUCAAGAAGAGGGAACAAUAAAUGUAUAAAACAAAAAAAUUGAAACAACAAUAUAGGAAAGUAUUAGGAACAGGCAUAAAUAAAAGUACUACGCUAUCAAGAGGAAGAUCUCUGUGGGUGAAGGAAUAGUUCGUAUCUUGAUUACAGCAGUGGUUAUACAAAUUGACACAUGUGGUAUAAUGUUACAGAAUUCUCCAAAUAAUUUCAAUUCCUGGUUUUGAUACGCGGCCUUAAUUAUGUCAGAUAAACCAUCAGGCUCAUCAAUGGAUGAAAGAUACCUGGGAUCAUUCUGUACUAUCUUGAUAACUUCCUGUGAAUUUAUAAUAAUUUCACAACAAAGUAAUUUUUUUAAAAAUGCUGUAGGUUAGGCAAUCUAAAACCUAUUCAUAAAUGUGCUUAUAUUAUUAUAAUAUUAAGAGGCAUUUAUAA
This is a messenger RNA of Fukomys damarensis (Damara mole-rat), 2651 nucleotides long. RefSeq names its product atypical chemokine receptor 4 (gene Ackr4). Gene Ontology annotation, molecular function: chemokine receptor activity; chemokine binding; scavenger receptor activity. Lineage: Eukaryota; Metazoa; Chordata; Mammalia; Rodentia; Bathyergidae. The record is from RefSeq and is a predicted model, not a curated record. Gene Ontology annotation, biological process: immune response; G protein-coupled receptor signaling pathway; chemotaxis. Gene Ontology annotation, cellular component: membrane. Bases 1032 to 2084 code for a protein of 350 amino acids. The transcript is spliced from 4 exons.